AACGAUCGCAGCGAACGGUUCGCGUGUACGGUGUGUUCGGUUUUUUGUGCUCUGUCUUUUCGUGGCGCUGGACAAUUGCGCGAUUUGUGUGGAGGGAAACCUUAAUUACACCUUUCAAACUUCAAUUAAUCAAUAAUGAAACUACAAAAUAGGCAACGGUAAACGCCAGUGCGACUAUCUGUGACAUCUUCUGUUUGUUCGUGUGCGUGUGUGCCCCAUUGUCGUACACUUUUAACAGAGUAACAAUAGCAGUCGUUGAUAUAAAAGAAGUUUCAUAAAAACAGCCACCAAUCCAACCAACACUCGGUGGCGUCCUCGCGCGUUCGCGACAAUACAAAAACACGAGAAAUAAUAAACAAACCAAAAGCAAAACGAGUUAUGAAAAUACAUCAAAUUGUGUUUCGUGCCAUGUGAGAAUGUGUGUUGAAAAUUGUUAUAAAGAAACGAUAUCGCCCGCCUCUUAUUUUGGGCCCGAUCUGUGAUCGAUGGGGAUGUCGACAACGACGACGACGACAGGCGUCAACUGAAAAAUAUUGGAUUUGCUGGCGCCUUCAGUACCCACCCAGUAACCCACCUUAAGGCGCAGCAACCCAACACGGCGACAACAUUUUCGCGCAACACAAAAUGUUAAUUAAAAAAUCUGUCCGAAAAAUAAGGUAAAAAUUACUUGCAAGAUGAGAGGAAAAACAACCGCACAAACCAAAGUUUCCAUCUCCCCCCGUGCAUAUAGUAUCUAGAGUGAGUGAGAGAGUGUUUGUGUUUUGAUGUAAAGCCAACGUGAAAUUGGAUUAACUCUGACAAGACGCACGGCGGUUUUUAAUUACCACAGAAGCAGCAAGAGUUUUUCGAGUUUCCUCCGGGGAUUACCAUCUCAGCAUCUCAGAAACAGAGGAGAUUCUCGUGUAUGAAACCAGAGUAGCAGAUCUACCAGAAAGCAGCUAAUAAAUAAAACCCAACGGAAUGGAAAAAAUGCUAGGCCAGGCCGUUUGUCGAGCGUUGACAAUUUGACGCUGGAUCUGAAGAGAAUCUACUUUGCACUCGCCUUCAUUCACCACCCCUCUCAAGAGGAAGGGAGAGAGAGCCACCCCAAGGGUGCGUCGUCCCACACUCAAGAAAAAACUCAAGCUUACAGAAAGCUCAAAGCUACAACGCACACACAAUGCAGUGCCACAAGAACAAGCGUGUGGCAGGACUACUCGCAGUGCUGAUCCUUUGCCUCGUCAGCAGCGGCAGGGCACUGCCAGACAGCCCACAGCACAGUCUCGACCAUGGCAUGGGCAUGGGCAUGGGCAUGGGCAUGGGAAUGGGAAUGGGAUCCCACGGCAUGGAUGUGAGUCCGGCGCCAGGGUAUGGCGUGCCAGCCAUACCCAAGGAUCCAAACUCGCGCUGCGAGGAGAUCACGAUACCCAUGUGCCGGGGCAUCGGCUACAAUAUGACAUCGUUUCCCAAUGAAAUGAACCACGAGACGCAGGACGAGGCGGGCCUGGAGGUGCAUCAGUUCUGGCCUUUGGUGGAGAUCAAGUGCUCGCCGGACCUCAAGUUCUUCCUGUGCAGCAUGUACACGCCGAUCUGCCUGGAGGACUACCACAAGCCGCUGCCCGUGUGUCGCAGCGUCUGCGAGCGGGCGCGCUCCGGCUGUGCCCCCAUCAUGCAGCAGUACAGCUUCGAGUGGCCCGAGCGGAUGGCCUGCGAGCAUCUGCCGCUGCAUGGGGAUACGGACAAUCUGUGCAUGGAGCAGCCUUCGUACACGGAGGCGGGCGGCAGCGGUGGCAGCAGCAGCGGAUCGGGCAGCUCUGGCAGCGGCUCGGGAGGAUCGGGCGGCAAGCGCAAGCAGGGCGGCAGCUCCGGGGGCAGCUCGGGCGGCUCGUCGGCGUCCAACAAGUGCCGCGGAAGGAAUUCAAAAAACUGCCAAAAUCCCCAAGGGGAAAAGGCAAGCGGAAAAGAGUGCGCGUGCUCGUGCCAGUCGCCGCUAAUCUCCCUGGGGAAGGAGCAGCUCAUGCAGCAGUCGCCCAUGCGGCACCAUCACUGGUACAUGAACCUGACUGUCCAAAGGAUCGCCGGCGUACCAAACUGCGCCAUUCCGUGCAAGGGUCCGUUCUUCAGCAACGACGAAAAGGAUUUCGCCGGCCUCUGGAUCGCCCUGUGGUCGGGUCUAUGCUUCUGCAGCACCCUCAUGACCCUAACCACAUUCAUCAUCGACACCGAAAGGUUUAAGUACCCGGAACGGCCGAUUGUCUUCCUCUCCGCCUGCUACUUCAUGGUGGCCGUUGGCUACCUCUCGCGCAACUUCCUCCAGAACGAGGAGAUCGCCUGCGACGGGCAUCUGCUCAAGGAGAGCUCCACCGGCCCCCACUCGUGCACCCUGGUCUUCCUGCUCACCUACUUCUUCGGCAUGGCCUCCUCCAUCUGGUGGGUGAUUCUCAGCUUCACCUGGUUCCUGGCCGCCGGCCUCAAGUGGGGCAACGAAGCGAUCACCAAGCACUCGCAGUACUUCCAUCUGGCCGCCUGGCUGAUACCCACCGUCCAGUCGGUGGCCGUGCUCCUGCUCUCCGCCGUCGACGGCGAUCCCAUUCUGGGCAUCUGCUACGUGGGCAACCUCAAUCCGGACCACCUGAAGACCUUCGUGCUGGCCCCGCUCUUCGUUUACCUGGUGAUUGGCACGACCUUCCUGAUGGCCGGCUUCGUGUCGCUCUUCCGGAUACGAUCGGUGAUCAAGCAGCAGGGCGGCGUGGGCGCCGGCGUCAAGGCCGACAAGCUGGAGAAGCUGAUGAUCCGCAUCGGCAUCUUCUCCGUGCUGUACACGGUGCCGGCCACCAUUGUCAUCGGCUGCUAUCUGUACGAGGCCGCGUACUUCGAGGACUGGAUCAAGGCGCUGGCCUGUCCCUGCGCCCAGGUAAAGGGUCCCGGCCGUAAGCCCCUCUACUCCGUGCUGAUGCUCAAGUACUUCAUGGCCCUGGCCGUGGGCAUCACCUCCGGCGUGUGGAUCUGGUCCGGCAAAACGCUCGAGAGCUGGCGCCGCUUCUGGCGUCGAUUGUUUGGGGCGCCCGAUCGCACUGGUGCCAAUCAGGCGCUGAUUAAGCAGCGACCGCCCAUUCCGCAUCCGUACGCCGGUUCCGGGAUGGGCAUGCCCGUGGGCUCGGCGGCUGGAUCGCUGUUGGCCACGCCCUACACACAGGCUGGAGGCGCCUCGGUGGCCAGCACCAGCCACCACCAUCUGCACCACCAUGUUCUCAAGCAGCCGGCGGCCAGCCACGUAUGACAUGGAGAGUCGGGAGGAGCUUCAACCAUGG
Drosophila guanche is the source of this 3290-nucleotide messenger RNA. It is a transcript of the gene fz2, whose product is annotated as frizzled-2. Bases 1160 to 3259 code for a protein of 699 amino acids. Gene Ontology annotation, molecular function: Wnt-protein binding; Wnt receptor activity. The record is from RefSeq and is a predicted model, not a curated record. Gene Ontology annotation, biological process: canonical Wnt signaling pathway; non-canonical Wnt signaling pathway. The transcript has 3 exons. Lineage: Eukaryota; Metazoa; Arthropoda; Insecta; Diptera; Drosophilidae. Gene Ontology annotation, cellular component: plasma membrane.